Molecule: messenger RNA, 5080 nt
Organism: Canis lupus familiaris (dog)
Lineage: Eukaryota; Metazoa; Chordata; Mammalia; Carnivora; Canidae
Gene: CSF2RB
Product: colony stimulating factor 2 receptor subunit beta
Exons: 14
Coding region: 319-3027 (902 amino acids)
Biological process (GO): cytokine-mediated signaling pathway; immunoglobulin mediated immune response
Cellular component (GO): external side of plasma membrane; membrane
Molecular function (GO): cytokine receptor activity; protein binding
Source: RefSeq, a predicted model, not a curated record
GAGUCACAGAAACCGUCCUGGCCUGGUGUCGCUUCCUCUUUCUGCUUCUCUGUUUCCUAACAACGACGUCAGCAUAAAUAGGAAGCGUGAGAGGCUCCCUGUCGCCUGGACAAUCCAGCAGAAGGCUGAUGCGUCCCAGCAGCAAGAGGUCCAGAGGGGGAGUCCUGGAGAGAGGAUUCACAGGAGCCGGGGGCAUGGGUCUGGCCUGGCCUCCAGCCGGGGAAGAAUAGAAGAUUCCAGGCCAGUGAAAACCCCAGCCCCUGCUCAGCCCUGGACACCCCUGAGCCAGCCACCUGCUGGUCCAGAGCUGACCCAGAGAUGGUCCUGACCCAACGGCUGCUCCCCGUCAUCUUGCUGACUCUGUUCUGGGGGCCCAGCAAGGCAGGGGCCCAAGUGACCACCCCACUGCAGACUCUGAGCUGCUACAAUGACUACAGGAGCCACAUCACCUGCAGGUGGGCUAGCACUCGGGAGGCCCAGCAGCUCAUCAACCUGACGCUCUACCGGAGGCUGAAUGAGGACCCUCCAAAGCCAGUGUCCUGUGACCUCAGUAACGACAUGGCCUUGUUAAGCCACCCUUGUCCUGGCUGUGUGCCCAGAAGAUGUGUCAUUCCCUACGAGAUUUUUGUUAUUGCUGACAAAGACUACUUCUCAUUCCGACCGGACAGGCCUCUGGGGACCCAGCUCACCAUUACUCUGACCCAGCAUGUACAGGCUCCUGCACCCAAGGACCUCCUGAUCGAUACUACUGGGGACCGCUUCCUGCUGACCUGGAGUGUGGCCCUUCCAGAUUCCCAGGGCCACUGGCUGUCCAACCUGGAGUUUGAGGUGGCCUACAAGCGGCUUCAGGACUCCUGGGAGGAGGCCUCCACCCUCCACCUCAACUCCUCCCGGGCUGUCCUGGGGCCAGAGCACCUCGUUCCCAGCAGCACCUAUGUGGCCCGAGUGCGCACCCAUCUGGCCUCCAACUCGGGGCUCUCGGGGCGGCCCAGCCAGUGGAGCCCAGAGGUCCGCUGGCACUCACAGACAGGCGACAAGGCCCAGCCCCAGAACGUUCAGUGCUUCUUCGACGGGGCCGCCGUGCUCAGCUGCUCCUGGGAAGUGUGGUCUGAGGUGACCAGCUCAGUCUCCUUCACCCUCUUCUACAAGCCCAGCCCCAGUGCAGGGGAGGAAGAGUGCUCCCCAGUGCUGAAGGAGGAGCUCCCCAGCCUCUUUGUCCUGCACCGAUGCCAGAUUCCCGUGCCCAACCCCAGGAACCACAGCCAGUACACCGUCUCUGUGCGGCCCAAGGUGGAAGAGAAGUUCAUCAAGAGCUCGGAAAACAUCCAGAUGGCUCGCCCGACACUCAAUGUGACCAAGAACAGAGACGGCUACACCCUGCACUGGAUGGCAAAGGAGAUGUUUUAUAAGCACAUAGGUCACACCUUCCAGGUCCAGUACAAGAAAGAUACAGUCUCAUGGGAGAAGAGCGUGAUGGAGAAGCUUGAGAACGCCCACAGCAUGUCGCUGCCACCACUGGAGCCCUCCACCAGGUACCAGGCGAGAGUGAGGGUCAAGCCCACCAGGGGCUACGACGGGGUCUGGAGCGAGUGGAGUGAGGAGCACUUCUGGGACACCGACUGGGUACUACCCAUGUGGGUCCUGGUGCUCAUCCUGGUCAUCGCCACUCUGGCCUUGUUCCCUGCCCUGCGCUUCUGCGGCAUGUACGGGUACAGGCUGAACCGGAAGUGGGAGGAGAAAAUCCCCAACCCCAGCAAGAGCCACCUGUUCCAGAACGGGAGUGCUGGGCUCUGGCUCCCAGGCACCAUGUUGGCACUCGCCAGCAGGAGCCCCCCGCACAAGGGGCUGCAGGGCAGCCACUUCCCUGAGCUGGACGGGAUGUUCCCUGUCAACUACAGGCACAGCGAGGUGUCCCCUCUCACCACAGAGGACCCAAAGGACGUCUGUGAGUUGCCAUGUGAGCCUGACACAACUCCGGCCACCUCGGACGUGUACUCGGGGCAGGCUCCGGGGCCCCAGCCAGGCCGGUCAGCCGCCGCCACAGGCAGGCCCGAGAGCCAGGCUUCCGGCUUCGACUUCAACGGCCCCUACCUGGGGCUGCCUCGCAGCCACUCCCUGCCUGACUUGGUGGGCCCCCCGGCGCCCCCCCAGGCAGGCGGGAGCCAGAAGCCGCAGCCUUCGGGGUCCCUGGAGUACCUGUGUCUGCCGGCGGGAGGGCAGGUACAGCUGGUCCCGUUGGCCCAGGUGAUGGGACAGCACCAGGCCAAGGAUGCAGAGAGGAACCCUGGCCCGGGGGCUGAGGGGAACCCCUCCCUGGAGUCAGGGGCAGGCCUGGCCCCCUCUGUACCCAGGCUGAUGGCAGGCGGUCAAGGCCCAGAGAACAGCCACAGCCCAAAGGACGGGGUGCUCACAGCUCUGCCCGCUGGCUCUGGGGGCCCCGAGGAUGGCUUUUUGGCCUCUGGCUAUGUCACCACUACAGACCUGGCACUCCCCUUGCCCACAGGGCUGCCAUCUGUCCCCAAAGCUCACCCUCUGGGCCCGCCCUCAGACCAGAACCACAGCCUCAAUCUUGGAGUGGCUGGUGGGCCCCCUGGAGCCUCAGCCCACAGGAAGCCCGAAAUUGAGGGCUAUGUGGAUGUCCCUCCAACCCCAGACCAGUGUCCCAAGUCCCCUCUGGUCAGUCCCGCUCCUCCUACAGCCAGUAGCCCCAUCCUGAACCCAGGGGAGCCCAGAGCAGAGGUGGCCCCCGCCUCCCCCCACCCGGAGGGCCUCCUGGUCCUGCAGCAGGUGGGUGACUACUGCUUCCUCCCUGGCCUGGGAUCUGGCCCUCUCUCGCCCCAGACUAAGUCCUCUUCCCCUGGUCCCUGUCCCGAGAUUGAAGACCAUGACCAGGUGUUCCAGGCCAAGAAGGCCCUGUGCCAGGCCAUUCCCCAGAUGCCAGCCAUCCGGCACUUCAAAGCCCUCAAACAGCAGGACUAUCUGUCAUUGCCCUCCUGGGAUGUCAGCAGGCCUGAGGAGGUGUGCUGACACCCUCCAGAGCCCUGGGACCUUCCCUCCCACCAGCCCCGGCCUUGUCCACACUCCGUUCUGCAAAGCUGAGGAGUGGCUUCCCGUUGGAGCAGAUGGAGGCCAGGAACUUGGUGGACCUCCUGCCUUCUUACUUGACCUUCAGCCAAUCGAUUGUCCUCUCCCUGCUGGCUCCUUCUCUCUCACACAGACAGACAGACACAGACACAUGCACCUUUUUCUUUCAAGUUAACUUAAUUUUAGGUUGACUUAAUUUUGGGUAUUAGGGCUUUCUAAUUUCAUUCUUUUUGCCCCUGGUUUUUUCAUUUGCUUUGUUUUGUUUUGUUUUUAUCAGCUUUCCUGGCUUUUGCCACCAUCUUCUUUGUUUUUUUUGUUUGUUUGUUUUUUGUUUUUUGUUUUUUUUUUUCUGAUUUAUUAUCCGAGGUAGUUUAAGGUCUAAGCUAAGCCCCUUCUGAGAUGUCGCAUCUCAGUCAGAGCCUGUUCUGGCACUGACAUGUCUGGUUAUGUCGAGGGCUUGGGUCUGUGGCCUGGCCCUGCAGGGGAGAAUGCAGCCCCUGUGUGGAGGGAGGCAGGAGCACCCUGCAGACAGACCCGGGAGGGGGAAAGUUUGGGAAUACAGUGCAGGACGGGCCUGCUAGUGGCAGGCCCUGCAGCACCAGGCGUGGUGGCAAAACUGGCAGCAUUGAUGGGCAUUCCCAGCAAUGGGUGUGGUAGGGGGUAUGCAAGAGAAGAGCAGUUCUGAGCUCCUGGGUGGCUGGGGAGGCAGGAACUGCAGGCCCUGCCUUGGGUGGAGGCUAUAACCUGAGAGGGCAGGGUGCCUGCUGCCUGCUGGCUGUGCUGGUGUGCUUUCUGGGUCCGGGCUGGUGGGUCCUGCAGAAGUUCAGAAGUGGAAGGGAGUCCAGAAACCAUGUGCACUCCAGAAAUGUUGGAAAGAACUGCUCAACAAAGGAAAACGAUCAAAGACCUAUACCAUUUUGGGCUUAUGAUCUGAAUCACCCUGCUGCUCUCCCUCCAGAAAAACCUUACAGCUCCCACCUCCACUGGCUUCGGAUCUAUGUCAGGGCCUACACUAAGGAUUAUGGCUUCUUGAAAUCUGUGCCUUUCUGAUAUGCAAAAAAGGCAUUAAAUCGUUUUAAUUUGCAUUAUUUGAUAACUACCAAGUUUGCACGCAUUUUUGUAUUUCUUGGGCACUCGUAUUUUUUGACCGGAAGGGUGUUCACCUUUUCCCAAUUAAGUUUUUAAAACUGUUUACAUGUGUCCUUUCAUCAAUGGUGCACGUUUUCCCCCUAGUUUGUAGUUUGUCUUUUAAUUUUGUGUAUGAGACUUGUAGACCUGCACAAUGUAGACUUUUCUGCAUUUCGAGUAGAUUUGCUGGCUCUGCUGUUGGUGUCAAAUUUGCAAAGGCUUUUCCCACUUCAAAACUCCAUUUGUCCUAAUUUAUAUUUUUCCUAGGGUUUUGUGUGUGUGUGUGUGUGUGUGUGUGUGUGUGUGUGUGUGUUGUGAGCUUUUUGUGUAAGAUUGUGAUGGGUUUGGAUCAUACACAUGCAAGAAGAGCUGCCUUUAUGUUUUCUCCAAAAGAGUGGCCUGGGUGUUUUUUCAGUAGUUGCUUAAACACCCAUUCUUCAUCCAUGUGUCUCAAAUACCACUUUUAAGAUCUAGAAAGUCCCUGAUAUACUUAGGGGGUUUCUAGGCUUGCAAUUUUCCUAUCUUACAUUGCCCUCUCAAUGGCACAGGCCUGUUCUGGUUGUUCCAGCUUUGUAAUGUUUUAACAAGUGCAGACCCAAUGUUCUUGUGACUUUUGUUGUCGAAGCCCUGUUCAGUACAGCAAUGUUGGGGGGUGGGUUGGGGGGAAUUAUAAACAAUGUAAAUAUUCACAAAUAGUGACAUGUUACAAUAAUAACACUUUAGGUGACUCUCAAGUAGACUCCUGUGUUACAGAUGAAUGAGGUAGUCCUACAUGGAUUAGAAAGAAAUCCAAGAUAAUGAAUUCCAAAAUGUUCAGACAUUGUUAGCUGAAAAAAAUUGCAAUAAAAUGUUUUUAUUGUAAAACAAA